CACUGGGUACAUCGCCCUCUUCCUUCCACACCCACCGAGUUGACCAAGAGUUCGACGUCCAACGUCCAACUUCCGCUAGGCCAUGGCAAUAGUACCCAGCACGCUCAGCACAUUCUACAAGGGUGUCCCACCCUCGUUCCAAUGGCCUGUCAAAUUCUGCAUCUAUAACACAGUGGUCGCCUUCGUCCUUGGUGCUGCUACAGGCAAUGUUUCCCAGGUCGACAGGGUGUGGACUUUCCUCCCCACCAUGUAUGCCGCGUACUACGCGUUAUUACCCCUCUGGCCGAGCAAAUCACCCCUUCCGCUGUACCCCUUUCUUCCAGAGACCGCGCAUCCCGACAUAGCUCAUAACUUCAGUCCCCGUGCCCUUCUCAUGUUCGGUCUCAUAUUUAUUUGGAUGUGUCGGUAUGUCACGAAACUCGUCGCGCAAUCUGCAUUAUACCGACUAGAUAUUAGCCUCUCGUACAACACUUGGAGGCGUGGUCUGUUCAAUCUCAAGGAUGAAGAUUACCGCUGGGCUAUCCUCCGCUCCAAGAUGUCCCCCUUGCUCUUCCAGGUCUUCAACCUCGUCUUCAUCGCAUUCAUGCAGAACGUCAUCCUCUUCGUCCUCGCCGUUCCCGUCCAAAUCGCUGCCAUGCAGCAGCCAGCCAAACUUCACGUCUCUGACUAUUUCCUCGCGGGACUCGCACUUCUCGACGUUGCCGCAGAGUUCGUAGCGGACAAUCAGCAAUACUCGUUCCAAACUUUCAAGCACUCUGGCGUCCGCCAACCCAAGACAGCUGAUUGGCCUGGCGCCCGCAUCGAGUGGACGACAGCCGAUGCCAACCGCGGCUUCAUCACCCGCGGACUAUGGGCUUGGUCGCGCCACCCGAACUUCUUCUGCGAGCAGACGUUCUGGGUGAUCAUCAACCUCAUCCCUUUGGUCGCACCUGAGUACCCAGGCUACGAGCCUCCCCUCCCUCUCGGGUCCGGGACACCCCUGGAAUCUCUUUUCCCCAUCAUUCCGUCGCUCGUGAUCUCCUCGCUCUUCUUCUCUUCGACCAUCUUUACCGAGAGCGUCUCUGCCGCGAAAUACCCCGAGUACAAGGCCUACCAGCAGCGCGUCUCGAUGUUCGUGCCGUUCCUCACUCCAGUGUGGGGCCUUUACCUCAAGCUACUUGGCAAGAAGGAGGAGAUUGAUAAGUUGGUGUAUGGGCAAGAUCUGCCGAAGGGGAAGAAGAAAGCUGAGUGAGUUGAGACUGCUCACUUACUGGACAAUUUCUUGUUGCGUUCUUGUUCUGAUCUCGCUAUCGUCGCACCCCUGUAAUAAUACGGCGUUCUUCGGCUAUCACCCUGAAUGAACUACUGGCUGGAACGCGUUU
This is a messenger RNA of Dichomitus squalens LYAD-421 SS1, 1361 nucleotides long. RefSeq lists its product as uncharacterized. NCBI's taxonomy places the organism in Eukaryota, Fungi, Basidiomycota, Agaricomycetes, Polyporales, Polyporaceae. Gene Ontology annotation, cellular component: membrane. The record is from RefSeq and is a predicted model, not a curated record. The transcript is spliced from 4 exons. The coding region runs from base 83 to 1231 and encodes 382 amino acids.